Pelobates fuscus (common spadefoot toad) is the source of this 1823-nucleotide messenger RNA. RefSeq names its product E3 ubiquitin/ISG15 ligase TRIM25-like. Lineage: Eukaryota; Metazoa; Chordata; Amphibia; Anura; Pelobatidae. The transcript is spliced from 2 exons. Bases 62 to 1696 code for a protein of 544 amino acids. Gene Ontology annotation, molecular function: zinc ion binding; protein binding. The record is from RefSeq and is a predicted model, not a curated record.
GUAGAGACCACUUUCUGUACCUCUCUGUGUACUCCACCUGCAGUAGUGGCAGCCUGACAGCAUGGCCUCUGGUCUCCAGGGUGGCAGAGGAUGCUGGGGGAUGAUGACUACUGAUCUAAGGGAUGAGUUAAAAUGCUCCAUCUGCCUGAAUUUUUACGUUGAUCCCGUGAUGCUCAGCUGCGGGCAUAAUUUCUGUCGAGUCUGCAUUGAGAAAGCACUGGAUUCACAGAAGGGACCUGGAAAUUAUACGUGUCCUGAUUGCAGAGCAAAGUAUUGCGAGCGUCCUGCUCUGCAGCGGAACAUAAAACUGUGUAACAUAGUAGAGCUUUUCAUUUCUACACAAUUAAAACAGGAGCAUUCUGUGAGUUUCUGUGAUUUCUGUGAUGUCCUCACACCUUCUGUUAAGAUCUGUCUGAACUGUGACGCUUCCCUUUGUGAGGCUCACCUGACUGUGCACAACAAGUUAGCAGAGCACCUCUUAAUUGAAGCUACGGAAUCACAACAGAACAGAAAAUGCUCCGUCCAUGGAAACCUCUUGGAGUAUUACUGUUUCGAUGAUGCAGUUUGUGUCUGUAUGUUCUGCUGCUUGGCUGAAGAACACGAGGGUCAUCAAGUGGAAUUACUGUGUAAAGCUGCUGAGAAAAAGAAAGACAAAUGGAGAGGAGAUCGGGACAAACUGACCUCACGGAAAGUCCAGAUGGAUAAAAGAGUCCAAAGACUAGAGGAGCACGUGCAAGAUGUACAAAGUAAAGCAGCCUUUCUGGAAAAGCAAGUUACUGCCAUAAUCCGUGACAUAAAGGAACAACUGGAAGAUCUAGAAAAUAGGGUACUGUAUGAAAUAUCAAAGCAGAAAGAGGAGGUCUUCAGCCAAGUCUCUGAAAUGGUCCAGCAGCUGAAGAUGAAGAGCAUGGUGCUGACAGAUGAGAUCUGUCACUUUGAACAUCUGUGCAACAUAGAUGGCCUAUUAAAUGUCUUGCAAGUGAAAGACCAGGAAAGUGCAAACCACUUUGGCUCUAAAAUGGUAGAAAAUAAUUCUAACUGGAUGAGUGAUGAAACAUCCCAGGAAGUAAAAAGUCUGGACGAGCCUUUGAUAUCCAUUGCCUUUGAGAGGAGUCUCCACAACUUGGUCAAUCUUCUUCCUGUUUUGAAGGCAAAGAGAGGGUUCUCCAUACAGAAGGAAUCUGACAUGUUACUCGAUGUUAACUCCUCUCCUACUGACGUUAUUGUUUCCGAUGAUCUGAAAAUACUCACUGGCUGCAGUAGACAUUGGCAGAGCCAAGACGCAUCCGACCAGUAUGUGAUAUGUCAAGCUUUAAGUAACAGAAGCUUUUCAUCCGGACAACAUUACUGGGAAGUUGAGACUAGUAAAUCAGGAAACUGGAGAAUAGGGGUCAGCUAUCCCACUGGGAAAAUGAGAGGGAUCCACGACUUAAUUGGAUCAGAUAAUAAGUCCUGGUGUUUAUGGAAAUGGGAUAGCUUUUCUUCAGUAAAACACAACCAGAAACAAAGCUAUGUUUAUCUGGACCCAUUUGUCCACAGAUAUGGAAUAUACUUGGAUUAUGAAGCCGGUCGCCUGUCAUUUUAUCAGCUAUGUGACCCAAUUCAGCACUUACACACCUUCACUGCCACCUUCACAAAACCUCUCCAUGCUGCAUUCUUUGUGUAUAUGAAUGGCUGGGUCCGACUCUGGAAUUAGGAAUGUUUGUUGCCUCGCCAAAAAAUUUUGGUUUUUUAUUUUUAUUUUUAUCAUUCUUUCUUUUAAUUUUUUUCCUGAAGUGUCCUUCACAGGCGAUAUAUAUAUAUAUAUAUAUAUAUAUAUGUAU